Alosa alosa (allis shad) is the source of this 1687-nucleotide messenger RNA. It is a transcript of the gene dbndd1, whose product is annotated as dysbindin domain containing 1. Bases 337 to 804 code for a protein of 155 amino acids. Lineage: Eukaryota; Metazoa; Chordata; Actinopteri; Clupeiformes; Clupeidae. Gene Ontology annotation, cellular component: cytoplasm. The record is from RefSeq and is a predicted model, not a curated record. Gene Ontology annotation, biological process: negative regulation of protein kinase activity. The transcript has 4 exons.
UAGUCAGACAGUGAGGACACGGUGUGCAGUGCAUCCUCAGGCUGACUGCAUGAAGGACUAAAGGGCAGAUAACAGAUUACCCGUGAGGAAGAGAGAAAGAGCAACAUCCAAAACACAACAAACAAAAACAGGAACAGGAGCAGUUGUGUGGACCCACGCUACAAGACGGAGGGGGUGUUACUCUUACUCCCUUCUCUCUUUCUCUAACCUCCCUCUCUCUCUCUCUCUGCCUCUCCCUCUCCUUUUCUCUCCCUCUCUUUCACUCUAUCUGCGUGCUUUCCCCCCACUCUCAUGCUGCUGCUCUGGUGAGCAGUUCGGUGCUCUCCGCUCGGCUGAAUGGAGGCGCAGGGAGGGGCAGUGAGUCCAGAAUCCAACAAAGACAUCCAGAAGCUGCUGAAGCCCUCCAGCUCAGGGGACCUGUCCAAAGAGCCAUCCCAGCAUCCCUCGGGGGCCGAGGAGGGAGGCCUCCUCGGACACAACUCAAGCCUUCUGCAUGUCACCGAGAGAAGACAGCCACUCAGCAGCGUGUCCUCACUGGAGGUGCACUUUGACCUCCUGGACCUGACCGAGCUCACGGACAUGUCUGACCAGGAGCUCGCCGAGGUGUUCGCCGACUCUGACGAGGAGAAUCACAACGAGUCCCCAGCAAGUCACCAGUACCCGGUUCUCCACCGGGGAGGCUACAUGCGCUCUCCCUCCUGGACCCGUUGCAGCAAGGGGGAGCAGGCGCGCGACAAGAAGCACCACAGCGACUCGGACAGCACCGAGCCCUACCUGAAGAUGGAGCGCCCCAAGCAGCCCUGAGAGGCUCAGGCAGAGCCGGAACAGGGGACCGGGCGGAGAGCCAGAACUGCAGAACUCAAGAGCAGAUGUCCGUUUCCGGAGAGGGGUGGGGGGAGAAAAAGAAAUGAAACAGAUGAAACUUUUUAAUGGUGCUAAAGACACAAGACUGUGCUGAUCUUGCUGUGCACUGUAAUGUAGAAUCUAUUAACAAAAGGAAUUAAGUGUGGGUGAACCAUAACACCAUUCAUACAGAGAUCCACGUGCAUUCAUCACUGAAACAGUAUACUUACCAUAUCUCACCAUGCUAUCACAUUUUCAUAUUUAUUUUGCUUUUUGGGAGUGAGAAUUCCAGAGGUGUUGCUCAAGCAGUCUGGAGAGAUUCGGAAGACCAUGUCAAAGGGAGAAAGGUGAUAGAUAUUGACCAUGCAUUCUGCAUUCUGUGCAUUCUGGGUUAUCCACUGAAUGAAUACCCUGAAAGCCCUUUAUUGGGCCAUGCCAGACAAGCUGAAACAUGCCAUGCCAACUGACAGGAUGUAUGUUUUUAAUAUUCUUAUGUAAUAUGAUGCCUUUAAAAGUAGCAGGGCCAUCUUCAAAUUCUAUAUGUGCAGAUUAUAAAAACACCACUGUGCACUCUGCAGUAUUCCUUUCCAUAAGCGUUUGUCAGAUAAAGUCAUGGAAUCAUCUGGCCAAAGUAAACAGACACACAUACUGCUCUUAGGGAUCCAUAAAUGAGCGUUUGUUAGGUAAAGUCACAUAAUGGAAUCAUUUGGCCAAAGUAAACAGACACACAUACUGCUCUUAGGGAUCCAUACAUGAGAUGCAUUUAAUUUCUUAGACCUCAUGUGUAAAAAUUAGCUGGAGAGUUUUAAAAGAAUAAAUCAAAUAAAAUUCCUUUGCAGCUGAA